UCGGGAUGCGGAGGGGGGUUCUCGCCGUCUUGGACGGGGUGCCGAAGACGGAUUAUUCUCUGCGGGGCAACACCAAAAAUUUUCUUUCGUUAAUUUAACGGCGAUUGUGUUCCUAUCUCGGGGAAAAUGCGGACUCUCCAAAUGCAUCACCCGUUACCUGGUUGGAAUGGCAACAGCGGAUCUGAUGGUGGUUAUCGUUGUUGCUUUAGUGGAACAAAUCAACAAUAUCUACAGUUAUUCCAGAUCCCUGCUCAUCACUCCUGUAUGCGCUCUGACACUUGUACUUAGGGUCUUAACAACAGACUGUUCUGUUUGGUUCACGGUUAGUUUUACCUUCGAUCGUUUCAUCGCAAUAUGUUGCCGAAAGCUGCGGGAGCGAUACUGCACCGAGAGAACAGCAACGGGCGUUAUCGUUACCGUGGUUAUAGUGAGCUGCGGGAGAAGUGCCCCGUUAUACUUUGCCCUUGAACCUUACGUCAUCAUUGAUAACCAGCCGUGGCGGUGCACCGUCACAUAUGAAUACGUUACUUCACCCGAGUGGAGAAGUUACCAAUUACUGGACAGUAUUUUAACACCAUUGUUACCAAUCGGAUUAAUCCUGGUGUUUAACGGGUUAACCGUAAGACAUAUCGUUGUGGCAAAUAGAGUCCGCAGAAGGCUUCGGCACAGCAGCGACAAUCAGAAAGAUGCCGAGGUGGAAAAACGCAGAAAAUCGAUGAUUUUGUUGUUUGCUAUAUCAGCUAAUUUAUAUAUAAUUUUGGAUGCCCUAUGUGGCCCAUUCUCUGAAAUGGCAACCAGAGAACUAUUUUUACCAGGACAGAUAUUUGAGUUCCCCGGUAUACAUCCUACAGCAAUUUGCGUUCAUGUUGCAAAUGCUCAGCGUGUGCACCAAUACUUGUAUCUAUACACUGACACAGAGGAAAUUCAGAGAAGAGUUGAGAAAUGGAAUGAAAUAUGUGUUUACCUUAAAUGGGCAUCUGUGUAGAUAACGCCCAUGUCCAAUUACA
This is a messenger RNA of Hypanus sabinus (Atlantic stingray), 1007 nucleotides long. RefSeq lists its product as uncharacterized. Gene Ontology annotation, molecular function: G protein-coupled receptor activity. Lineage: Eukaryota; Metazoa; Chordata; Chondrichthyes; Myliobatiformes; Dasyatidae. Gene Ontology annotation, cellular component: membrane. Gene Ontology annotation, biological process: G protein-coupled receptor signaling pathway. The coding region runs from base 167 to 985 and encodes 272 amino acids. The transcript has 2 exons. The record is from RefSeq and is a predicted model, not a curated record.